Clunio marinus is the source of this 396-nucleotide messenger RNA. NCBI's taxonomy places the organism in Eukaryota, Metazoa, Arthropoda, Insecta, Diptera, Chironomidae. The record is from the annotation of a GenBank genome assembly.
AUGCAACUCAUCGCACAUGUUGUUCGCUUUGAUGCCGCGCUACAAAUCAAAGAUGAGAAAGGAAAAAAUACCGAACAUUAUUUGUCAGGGCGAUAUAGAUGUUCAUUAAGAAUAGUCAAGCAGCAGGGUGUUAAUGUCUUUAACAAAAAGAGGCUCUCAUCAAUAGCUGAGAAGAAUAUCCAUGAUUUAGAUGAGAGAAGAAAAGAUUGUGAAAUGAUAAAUGAAACUGAAUCCUGGAAGAACCUUGACAUAAAUAUGAAACGGGAUCUAUGGUAUUUAUUUUAUGACAAUCAGAAGCAUGCGUCUAUUUGUGACACUCUGAGAGACAUUUGCGGUAAUUGUUUGGUGCGAAUUGCUUUUAUGUUUUAUGCUGUGUCACCACAUCGACAACAAUGA